UCGCUGCGUGGGACUAGCGACCUCACCUUGAACUCACCUGUCUGGUGCCUGCCCUCACCCACCCCUCCUACCUGUGCCGGGUGGCGAGCUGUUCUUGGGCCCUGCGACCUUGGGUAAUCUCCUUAGCUUUUCGGAAUCUCGGUUUCCCUGCCCGGGAAUAGGAAAGCAACUCCUGCGACGCUGGGGUGAGAAACAACCAUGAGAUUUGGCUGUGUUGGUCGGGAGGUGAUGGCAGCCGCGUAACUUCACCGCCGUCCUGGGCGCGCGGGACUCUUGGGGGAGGCGAGCGGAGAGCGUCUGGGGAAGCGAGGAUCUGCGGUCGCUACGGCAACCCGCGACGCCGGGCGUUCCCAGGCAGCCCGCGGCGGAGCAGAGAAGGCCAGCGGGCCCCCGGCUUCGAGCAAGGCCCCCGCGGCAUGAGACGGGAGGAAGCGGCGGUGGUGACCGCGGUGGCGGCGCCGGAGGCGGGCCGCGACGGGGAGCAGCCUCUGCAGCCCGCGGGGCUGGGGCGCGGGGCGCGCGGGGAGCCCGGCGGUGGCAGCGGAGGCGGCGGCGGCGGCGGCGGCGGCGGGAUUGGCCCCCAGGACCCCUGCGGACCGUGGAAGAAAUUCUUGUAUUCUGAGCCACAUAAGAGAAUUAAGGAAGUACUAGAAGAAGAACUGUAUAUUAAAAGAGAUGAAUGCCACAUUAAAAAUCCACCUGCAGGAAUGCAGCCUCUAGAGGGCGUGCCAUGCCUUCUGCUUACUCUCCGGGCAUUGGCAGCUCUGGUGGCCCUGGAAGGGAUUUGGAGCAUUAAAAGAAAUCUCCCGUUGGGAGGUUUGAAGCUGGGACCGACGAGCAGAAACAGUUUGCUGCCGCAAGCCAAGUACUAUUCAAGGCACGGAGGGCUGAGAAGAUAAGAUGAAUAUGUUUUUUCCAUCAAGAAGACACUUCCUCCACCUGAUGUCUGAAAAAUAGAGAACCCAAGCUUGUUUCACAGUUUAAGAUGUAUAAAAAAACUAUAUUCUUAUUGUUGGUAAUUAAUUCCAAUCUAUAAAUUAACCCAAGGCAAGGAAGGACUAGUGGCAAAAUUUGAUAAGCAUCUGGAAACAAUGAAGAAGAAUAUUAUACUUACCUUUAGUUGGCACAUUUGAAAUACACUGGGUUUCUAGUCAGGUUAUUUUAUUAAAUAUGUGAAACAUGA
Mustela erminea (ermine) is the source of this 1183-nucleotide messenger RNA. RefSeq names its product chromosome 9 C11orf97 homolog (gene C9H11orf97). The transcript has 5 exons. Gene Ontology annotation, cellular component: ciliary base. Bases 417 to 899 code for a protein of 160 amino acids. The record is from RefSeq and is a predicted model, not a curated record. Lineage: Eukaryota; Metazoa; Chordata; Mammalia; Carnivora; Mustelidae.